AGAAGCUAGGUUGAUGUUCAACCAACCCUUUCCCUUCACAGUCCACGACACUCUGCCACGAUGCACAUUGCAUACAUCGUCCGUGGUGUUUUUCCCCAAACGUCAGUCAGGCACAAACAACAACCAACGAAAAAUGCACGGGGGAAAAAGCUGUUAUAUAAUCCGAGUGCUGCGGUGCAUAACAUAAAUCCAAUGGAGGGCAUAGUAUUGUAGGUUUAGUGCUAUAACGCCCGGACAAAGGCGAAAACUUUGGCCGACGUGUCUGUGUACAUACCACGGGCGGACGGACGCGGAGAACGACGCGCUGCAGGAGCAACCGGUUCGCGAUGCGAUGCAAGGCGGAUGGAUGCUUACCUCUCAACAGGAGCAGCAGCAGCGAGCCAGCCGGAUUCGACGAGUUGCUUGCUGUAUGCGUGUGUGUUUUCUUUUUGCUUGUUUAUUAUAACUCUCAGUCAGCUUCCAUCUGCACUCCUUAUUUUUCUUCUUCAGUCGCGUCUCGAUCUCUUAUCAUGCUUCCAUCGUCUCAUCUCAUCACCGUGCAUCCCGUCCAUUGAUCCAUCAAUCCAAAUCAGAAUCGGAUUUUUGUCAUUGGCGUAUCAUCUAUUCGUCUUUUUGUGCACGCACGCCCUGGUUCCGCCUACCUUCCUACCUGUGGUUGUUUCCAGGCUCCAUCGUCCUGCGACGCACCCGGCGAACGGGGCGCCCGUUGCCAAUCGUCAGCAAGACGACAGCCGGCGGCCCCCCUCCUUUUUUUCUGCCUUUAGGACUGCCCACUGCCGAGGGGCCGCUUCCCUCUUGUUUCUCACCCCUUAGAGGGUGCGUUCCCUUACUGGCUGGACGGCUGGCUGAGCUCGCUUCCUUGUGUGGCAGUGGCGAAUUCAUCCAGUCUCUUUGGCUGCACGCAGCUGUUCGCCGUCGCCAACCAGGAGGAG
This is a messenger RNA of Lasiosphaeria miniovina, 932 nucleotides long. RefSeq lists its product as uncharacterized. The transcript has a single exon. The record is from RefSeq and is a predicted model, not a curated record. NCBI's taxonomy places the organism in Eukaryota, Fungi, Ascomycota, Sordariomycetes, Sordariales, Lasiosphaeriaceae. Bases 343 to 813 code for a protein of 156 amino acids.